Messenger RNA from Gastrolobium bilobum, 1854 nucleotides. RefSeq lists its product as uncharacterized. The coding region runs from base 1 to 1854 and encodes 617 amino acids. The transcript is spliced from 5 exons. NCBI's taxonomy places the organism in Eukaryota, Viridiplantae, Streptophyta, Magnoliopsida, Fabales, Fabaceae. The record is from RefSeq and is a predicted model, not a curated record.
AUGGAUGAGAGUGCAGCCCAAAAAGAUGGUGAUCAUGGUGGAAACAUGACCAAAGAAUCAAGUCAACUGGUGGGGACAACCCCAAGACCAGUUGGCUGUCCAAGUAAAACAGAAAAAUUUAAUCUGAUGAACAAUUUGGAUGCAAACAAACAAAAACGGUCUCACCGUUUGAGUAACAAGGUGCUGCAGGCGCACGACUACUCCUCCAUCUCAAUGAUGUACUCGUUCCUUGUAUGGAACGCACUGUCAACCCCCAGUGACCUACAGUAUGAACCAGAGUUAGGACGACUACAAAGAACUAAUAGGAAGCGUUUGAUCGCGAGGAAGACACAAGACGCAUCGAGUUCCAGUUCUGCUGAAGAACCAGUCAUGGCAGAGGAUAACCAAAAUCCACCAGAAGAACUGAUGAACCACUUCCUAAAUCCUAAUUUCUCGCAUCCGACUGCGAGAGACCCGAUCGAAGACCUAAACCGCCAUAUUUCUAAAUUCUUACAGUUGUGUAACCUCAUUAAAGCUAAUGGGGUACCUGCUGAAUCAAUCCGACUGAUGCUUUUUCCUUUCUCCUUAAAAGGAAGAGCACUUAAUUGGUUGGAAUUGCAACCUGCUGAUAGCAUCUCCACGUGGGAAGAAUUAGUUGAAAAAUUUCAAAAGAAGUUUUUCCCACUCUCCCGAUUCUCUGAGCUGAAAGAACAGAUUGGAAACUUCAAGCAGCUCGAAAGGGUUAGGUUGACAUAUCGAGGAAGCAUCAGAGAAAUCACUCCAACUAGGGCUAUUGAGCUAAUUGAGAAGAUGGCAUCUGAAGAUAACGAGGUCACACCAGUUCAACCUAAGAGAGGAGUUAUGCAGUUAGAAGGGUAUGAUGCUUUGUUAGCCAAACAAGACAUGAUGGAUCAAAGGCUAGAUUCACUUGUUAAGCUCUUUACCCAAAAUCAAAUCUCUGCAGUUAAUUUGCAAUUUCCUGUAGGCGAUACUUGUGGCGGACCUUAUAGUGCUGAUAAAUAUGAGGCUAUGGUUACUAUAAACCCAGCUCAGGUGAAUUCUCUUUGGUACGACCAGCGUAGGGAGAACAAUCCUUACAACAACACUUAUAAUCCUGGCUGGAGGAACCAUUCUACACUGUCAUAUAAUCAAGGAGCACCACAACAAGCUAAUAUGAGAAGUCAACCAGCACAAUCUAAUCAGAAAGCAGCUUGGGAAGUUGCAUUCGAAAAGAUGGCUCAAUCUCAAGCAAAUUUCGUAGAAGAAACUAGAGCAUCUUUAAAGAAUCAAGAAGCUUCCAUAAAGAAUCUGGAAAUUCAGAUUGGUCAGCUUGCCAAACAGAUGGCUGAGAGGCCUCCAGGAACCUUCCCUAGUACUACAAUUAUUAAUCCCAAGGAACAAUGUAAUGCCAUCAUUACAAGGAAAAGUUUGGAAAUACCAAUAGCUGCACCGAGACCAUUAAAUGAUACCCCAUGUAAGAAAGUAAUAAAGAAGCUUUCUUUAGAGGAAAGGAUUAAAUCACUUGGAGAUAAUCCUUAUGUUAAGGCUCCUUAUCCUCAGAGGUUGCAGCAGCACGAGCAGAAGAAAAAUUUCUCUAAAUUCUUAGAGAUUUUUAAGAAGCUGCACAUCAAUAUCCCCUUUGCGGAAGCUUUAGAGCAAAUGCCAUCAUAUGCUAAGUUCCUAAAAGAGAUCCUAACCAAGAAGCGGAAGCUCACAGUAGAAGGAUCCACUAUUUUGACAGAGGAGUGUAGUGCAAUCACGCAGAAGAAUUUACCUCCGAAAUUAAAGGAUCCGGGGAGUUUUAGUAUCCCUUGCACGAUUGGCUCGAUGACAAUAGAGAGAUUUUUAUGUGAUUUAGGUGCAGCAUCAACGUAA